This is a messenger RNA of Balearica regulorum gibbericeps (East African grey crowned-crane), 717 nucleotides long. The record is from RefSeq and is a predicted model, not a curated record. Lineage: Eukaryota; Metazoa; Chordata; Aves; Gruiformes; Gruidae.
GACGAGGCCUCCCUCACCCUGCUCCUGCAUGUGCCCGGCAUCCGGCCCCAGAGCCUCAGUGGGGCUGUGGGCACAAACCACUACCAUCUCCGCUUCUCCAGUGGCACUGGCGCCUAUGCCCUCUUCUUACAGUUUCCUCCCGCAAACAGGCUGUCGUCCCCCGAGACCAGCGUUAGCGUCUCUGCCCACAACGCUGCCGUUGGGCUCGCCAAGGCCCCCGGCAGCACCGGGCCCUGGGAGAAGUUCUGCUUCGGCCUUGAUGCCUCCGCUCUGCAGGGAAAUUAUGAUGAGUGCAAACGGAGCCUGCCCUAUGUCCUUAGUAUCAGACGGUGUAAGCUGCUCAUGCAGCCUAUUCACCUGAAGAAAGGAGAUGUCUAUAAUACGCCAGACCUACGCAGACAUGCACAGAGUGUUGUGAAAUGCAGGAGAAAGGAACCAGAUUUAGAAAGUGCUGUCACAGUAGGUGAAACGGCCGCGGCCGCAGACUCUGAAAAGGCAGCAGGGCUUCUGCUGGAGGGGCAGGCGAAAGCAGAAGGGGAUGGAGCAGCUGCGCCCGCAGGAUUGGCACGGGGGAACCAGCACAGCUCGGACAGCAGGCCGGCCUCCCCGCUCCUGCAAGAAGUGAGCACGCAGGACGGGAGCGUGCAGAUCGUUAGGGAUCACGUAACGCACUGCCCGGUUGCAUUUCAGAAUCCUUUGCUGUAUGAAUUGGACUAG